AUGUCAGGUUCUCGUAACUUGUCGGGAAAUCGUGAUGAUUUCUAUGACGAGUUGGACUUUUUACUUGAUGGACGUGGUCGGCCCAUUCAGGAGGAUCCUUAUGAAGACGAUUUCGUGAUUACUCAUAGACGUUUCAAAGAACGUGCGGCCGCUGCGUUUGAGGAGGAUAUGGCGGAAUUGAGACGCAAGCGACGAGACAUGCAGGAUCGCAUCUUCGAUGUGAUCGAUUUGAACGCUGAAAUAGAGAAGGCCAAGAAUACUCUAGAGGCUGCCGACAUCGUGUUCCAGCGACACGCGACAAAAUUCGACAACCAGGACGAUGACGAGCAAACGAUGUCAUUGUCGCAGAAACUCGAUAGAACGCGCAAGAUCGCAAAUGUUGAGCUGGAGAAGCCCAAGACCUUCCUGUUGAAAUUGCCCAAGAUGCCGGUCGAUGAGCCGGAAACUAUUCAGCCCCCCGUCCCGGCAGGAAGACAAUACAGGAUCAACUCAUUAAUUGAUACAAACGAAAUUGAUGAUCCACGAGAGGUUCUCGCGAUGCAACCGAUGAAGCGAAGAUUUUUGCAGAGAAAGAAAAGCGUCUCGUUUUAAGGUUCGAAAAAGCUUAUCUGU
Molecule: messenger RNA, 612 nt
Organism: Atta colombica
Lineage: Eukaryota; Metazoa; Arthropoda; Insecta; Hymenoptera; Formicidae
Exons: 3
Coding region: 1-591 (196 amino acids)
Source: RefSeq, a predicted model, not a curated record